GUUGGUGUAGACGAGCUUGCCAGCAGUGGAAAAUUUGAUAAGUCUAUCAUUCUCGCUUUGAAAGCAGCCAAGUUCUUGAACUUGACUCCCGUCCAGCAGAAAUCCUUGGUUCCGAUCUUAGAGGAAGACGGUAUAGUCGUCAGAGCAAAAACCGGUACAGGUAAAACUUUGGCAUUUGUCGUUCCCACUCUUCAGACUUCGCUCGAGGUAUUUGAUAGACGUAGAAAGGGAGUUUCGACGUUGGUUAUUGCUCCUACUAGAGACUUAGCUCUCCAGAUAGAAUCAGAAUACAAGAAGGUUAUCAGCAAGCUUCCAAGAAGUUUGCAACAAAAUGCCGAUAUUCUUGUUCUCACUGGUGGUAAGAGAACCAGCAUCAAUGUCAGAGACCCUCCUAGUAUUGUUGUCGCUACUCCCGGAAGAUUGUUGGACCAGUUGUCUAACCCCAAGAAGGCUGCUGUAUUCAAGAACUUGAAGUACAGAGUAUAUGAUGAAGCAGACAGACUUUUGGACGUAGGAUUCGAGCAGACUUUGGGAGAUAUCGAUGAUAUUCUUGUACAAAAUGCCCCUGACGGUUUCAAGUCGAUCUUGUUUUCCGCCACUAUCGAUGCUGAUGUAGACAGUUUUGCUCGUCAGCACAUCUCUGAGAACUACAAAUACAUCAACUGUGUCAGCGAACAUGAACCGGAAGCACAUGAAAACAUCCACCAGUCGUUGAUUACUUGUAAAGACUCUACUGACGUAUUCAAAACUUCCUUUUCUUAUAUUGCUAAUCACUUGCAACACAAGGUUCCAUUCAAGUGUAUGGUUUUCUUACCCACAGUAGCCAGCACUGAGUGGUUCUACCAGUCAUUGGUUCGCGGUGUUGACAAUGGAGUAUUUGAUGCCAGACCUCUGUCUUUUGUCAGAUUGCAUGGUAAGAGAACACAAUCUGCUAGAGAUAAAGUAGUGGGCCAGUUCCGCAGAAUGCAAAGCGGUAUCAUGGUAUGUACUGAUGUUGCAGCCAGAGGUUUGGACUUCAAUGAUGUCACACACGUGAUGCAACUUACUCCAAGUGUCUCAGUAGCUGAUUACAUCCAUAAAGUAGGAAGAACUGCCAGAGCUGGCAAGGAAGGUAAAGCUAUUCUUUUCCUCACCAAGAAUGAGAUGAAAUACAGUACAAUCUUGAGAAAGGAAAGAGGUGUCAACUUCGAAGAAGUAAUUGAAGCUGAAGACAUCGAAAAGCCACAUGAAGACAUUCUUGACUUAGUUCGCAUUAACGAAGAAGAAAUUGAACUGUUCAUAUCGACUUAUCUUUCAUUCCAGACGCAAGUUGCUCAAAAGCACAGAUUUGAUUCCCACAGAGCCAUUGUCGAUAUAAUGGAGCUUUACCGUACAAUCCUUUCCCAACCAGAUGCCACUAUGCAA
Scheffersomyces stipitis CBS 6054 is the source of this 1404-nucleotide messenger RNA. It is a transcript of the gene MSS116, whose product is annotated as ATP-dependent RNA helicase. The transcript has a single exon. The record is from RefSeq and is a predicted model, not a curated record. Gene Ontology annotation, molecular function: nucleic acid binding; ATP binding. Gene Ontology annotation, cellular component: mitochondrion. The annotation marks the transcript as partial. Lineage: Eukaryota; Fungi; Ascomycota; Pichiomycetes; Serinales; Debaryomycetaceae.